Molecule: messenger RNA, 2143 nt
Organism: Rubroshorea leprosula
Lineage: Eukaryota; Viridiplantae; Streptophyta; Magnoliopsida; Malvales; Dipterocarpaceae
Source: the annotation of a GenBank genome assembly
AAAGGAAGAACCACAACUCUUUUUGACUCAUGUUGUGCUACAGUUUCUACAACCAAAAAAGGUAGUCAUCACUGAAUCAAAAAUUGUAAUUCUCUCUGGUUUGCAGCUUACUUCUAUCAGUACGAACAAAGGAGCGGAAAAAGGGUAAAGGUAAUUGAUUCUAUUUAAUCAUACAUUCCUAUCUUUGGCCAAAAGGAAAAUCAUGCAUUCCUAUCAAAAUCAAAUUUUCUUCAUUCUCUGCAAGGCCGCAGCUGGUUUUGGCAAUCUCAUCUACGGCCAUCUAAAAUGGUUUUCUUUGUCUGGACACCCACAAAGGAAAGAGAAAGGGAAGAGAAAAUUCAGUUUCCUUCUUUCUCAUUCUCUCUCUUGAAAAAGAUACAAGAGGAGAUAAUGGAGUAGUAGCUUUGCAUUGUCAAAGGUCAGCAGUUCACACAAGAGUCCAAUUUUUGAAUUGUGGAGCAAAUUACCAUUGAAUUCUUCACAUACUCCACUGGUAUUUCCUGAUUUUUAUUGGAGGUGAUCUCUAGUAAAGCUUCCUGGCCUUUUGUGGGUCUGUUUCUCUUCUUGCAUACUGCUUUUGCCUGACACAUCUGCUUCUUCACAGAUUGUCUUCCAUCAAAUCAGUGUACUUACUAUAGAAAUAGAUCCAAUUUCCAAAAUCUAUUCUGGGAAAUUCAUGAUUUUGAAGAUGGGUUUUUUUGCAUCCUGAUUUUCCAGUUUGGUGGUUCGCUUCUCUCUCUGUGGUUCGUACCCUGGGUAGGAAGUUCAGACAAAGCCAGAUGACUGUUAAUGAGGAAAGCAGUAGCUCCAUCUGGAGUAGGGAGCAGGAUAAGGCAUUUGAGACUGCUCUUGCAAAUUAUCCUGAGGACUCUUCAGAUCGCUGGGAGAAAAUUGCAGCUGAUGUUCCUGGAAAAACUCCAGAAGAGAUUAAACAACACUAUGAGCUUCUAGUAGAAGAUGUUAACCAAAUUGAAUCUGGUUGUGUUCCUCUCCCUUCUUAUAAUUCUUCUGAGGGUUCUACCAGCCAUGCUGGUGAUGAAGGAAAUGGUAAGAAAGGGGGGCAUUUUGGGCAUUAUAAUAGUGAGUCCAAUCAUGGGAGCAAGGGUUCAAGAUCAGAUCAGGAACGCCGUAAGGGUAUUGCUUGGACAGAGGAUGAACACAGGUUGUUUCUUCUUGGUUUGGAAAAAUAUGGAAAAGGUGACUGGCGAAGUAUAUCCCGAAACUUUGUGGUGACAAGAACACCAACCCAAGUAGCAAGCCAUGCACAAAAAUAUUUCAUCCGUUUGAACUCAAUGAAUAAGGAUAGGAGGCGAUCCAGCAUCCAUGAUAUAACCAGUGUUGGCAAUGGAGAUAUUUCAGCACCCCAAGGACCGAUCACAGGUCAAUCAAAUGGUUCUGCUGCUGGAGGUUCAUCUGGUAAGUCAACCAAACAGGCCCCCCAACACCCAGCUGCCCCCCCGGGUGUUGGCAUAUAUGGUACUCCAACUAUAGGACAACCAAUAGGACCCCUUGUCUCAGCAGUCGGCACUCCCGUGAAUCUUCCUGCACCACCACACAUGGCAUAUGGUGUUAGAGCUCCUGUACCAGGAGCUGUGGUUCCUGCUGCAGCAAUGAACAUGGGUCCUAUGGCAUACCCAAUGCCACAUCCUUCUGCUCAUAGGUAAUAGGUUGUUUAGCUGCAAAAAUAUACAAGGACAGAAGACAAUCUGCUUGUGUGGAUAUAGUGGCAUUGGUUUUCCUUUUCCAUCUUACCCUGAAUAAGGAUUUGCAUAUUUGCAAGCACAAAUUGUCCGAUGCAAGUCUGUCAUUUGUCAAAUAAGCCAUAGGCCAUAGUGAGAGGAGUUACAACUUACAUGGAUCUGUAUAGCUAACUAUGGAAGAUAUUAUGUGUGGCAUAUUUAUGAGGUUAGGACAAUUUUUUUAUCAAUUGGGUCUCAUCAUUGCAAGUAUUAGCAUUAGACUUAGAGAUAGUCAGUGCUUAGAAAUUUCAUGGUUAAAGUUGUUUGUAUGUAAACCCCUUAUGUGUUGUUCUGUUAUGAAUAGCAUAUUUUAGCAAACGCUCUUUAUUUCUUAUCUUGUUUAAGAUCAACAGGUGGCCUUUUGUGUGUGUGUGUGUGUGUGUCUGUGUAGCAUUGUUCCAGUC